Moneuplotes crassus is the source of this 1165-nucleotide messenger RNA. The record is from the annotation of a GenBank genome assembly. NCBI's taxonomy places the organism in Eukaryota, Ciliophora, Spirotrichea, Euplotida, Euplotidae.
AUAUGGGAUCUGCUCCAAGUAAACCAGAAGAUUCUACAUCAAGAAGGACAAUAGUUGCCAUUGCAGGACUAUCGGCUCUUCUUGCAGGAGGAUAUAUCUGAUACAGAUAUGGAAUCUUCUCUAAAGAAAAUAAAAUGAAGCAGAAGGUUAAAUCUAAGCCAAUAAGGAAAGUCCAAGAGGAAGAGAAGACAGCUAAAAGCAUAGCCAAGAACGAGAGUUCUCAAGGACAAGGAGCUGAAAAAGUGCAAGAUAGUAUUGCUAAAGCCGGGAAAGAAAGACAACCCAAAGAGUCAUCUCAGAAAGAUCUCGACACAGAAGUAAAAACAAAGGAAGAUAGUGAACUUGCCAAAGUUUUAAAGAAUUUUGAAGAAACUAUGACAAAAGCCCAAAAGGAGUUUUGAGAUAAAGAAUGAGCUAUCCUCAUCAAGGAACUUGAUAAGUCAAAGGAUGGAUUUGUUGAGGAGAUUAAACAUCUCAAUAAGGAUGACAUCCUAAAAAUGUUGAAGGUUACAGGGAGACUAGGAAAAUCUAGAAGUAAAAUAGCAAGGCACAAGAACCAAGAUUUGAGAGCUGGGCUGAUAAAGUCUAGCCCAGAUUUGUAUUUUUCUUAUGCUGUGAAAGCAAUUAUUGAGGAAGAAAAUUUAUAUAACGAGAGUAUUGAUUACGUUCUUCAAAGAAUUGGGAUAACUCCAGAAGAAUUCUUUAAUGUUCAGUCAGUAUAUAUGAACAACGCCCAAUUCUGAGAAGCUCUUACAAAGAUAGAUAUGGAAACUUUGCCUAUUGAGGAGGAAGGAGAGGAAAUUAAAGAAGUUGAAAAGAUACCCAAAAAGGCUUGCAAGAACAUGCUUAAGCAACUAUACAAAGAUGCCGAGAAAAUUUUUGACUCGAUUUACAAGCAGAGAGUUGAUGAUACUAAUAUGAAGGAAUUAUCCCCCGUUCUAUUUGAAACAAUAGCUAAUGAUCUUAUGUUUGCUAAAAAUAACUAUAGAAUGGAUGACAUCCUCAAGAUAGCAAGUAGUUGUAACUUGAUGGAUGAUAAAGAAUUUAUGGAUUAUAUCCAGAAGUUCCAAAAUAAGCUCCUUGCUUCAAUCGUUGAAAAAGAAGACCCACAAGUAUUGGCUGCUUAGGAGUGGUUAUUUUAUUACAUAAGGAGAUAGUCAAUAUA